Messenger RNA from Eruca vesicaria subsp. sativa (arugula), 1140 nucleotides. NCBI's taxonomy places the organism in Eukaryota, Viridiplantae, Streptophyta, Magnoliopsida, Brassicales, Brassicaceae. The record is from the annotation of a GenBank genome assembly.
CUCAACACGUCUACCAGCUUCGCCUUCUUCAGCCGUCUCCGCCGUGGAGCCAUGGUGUGGUGUAACCAUUGUGGGAAGAACGUUCCCGGAACACGACCAGCAGAUAGUGCAUUGGCGUGUAAUUUAUGUGGGAAGAUAUUGGAGAAUUUUAAUUUUUCAACUGAAGUUAAGAAUGUUGCUGUGCAGAGCCAAGUGUCAGGUGACAUGGUGAGCAGUGUUCAGAGUGGGAUUUCAAGCGCACGUGAAGGGAUAAUUAGUAAAGCUAGAGAUGAGCUUGUGAAUCUUAGAGAUGCUUUGGGGCUUGAUCAGGAUAGAAAUGAUGUGAUUGAGAUAGCUAUUCGAUUCUUUAUGAUAUCACUUGAGGAUAAUAUCACUAAAGGCUUCAGAACAGAACUAGUACAAGCUUCCUGCCUCUACUUGACUUGCAGGGAGAAAAAGUUUCCUUUACUUCUUAUUGAUUUUUCAAGCUACCUUCAAGUUAGCAUUUAUGAGCUACGUUCUGUGUACUUGCAACUCUGCGAAAUGAUGUACCCUGUCCCUAACCGUAACUAUGUUAAAAAGCUUGUUCAUCCUUUAAUGUUUAUUCCUCGAUUCUUAAACAGCUUGUUGAAAGGCAGACAUGAUCAAUAUGUCGUGAGAACAGCUAGAAACAUUAUAGCUAGUAUGAAAUGUGAUUGGAUACAGACCGAGGAAAAACUUAGUGGAAUAUGUGGAGUAGCAAUUUACACAGCUGCGCUUGCCCAUGGUAUCGUGUGCUCUAAGAAAGAUAUUGCGGACAUUGUGUAUAUAUCUGAAGUAACUCUAACCAAACGGUCGAUUGAGUAUGUGUCUGGAAGUUUAAAUGUGGAUUGCGAUAUUAACACUGAGGAGGAAAAGAGUUAUAAGAAGUUGAUAUGGGAACAAAUGCACAAAGAUUAUAUUAAGUUGUCCAGAAUAUGCAGGAAAGCUUGUUGAAUAUUCUAAAGCUGCUGUGGCAAAAUCUAGAAAGGUUGAUGAGAAGCUCUAUGAAGAGGAAGAAGAGGAUGGUUAUGAUUUGCAUUCUAAAACAAAGUUUUUGUAAGAUCAUCUCUAAUCUCUUUCAAUUCUUGUUACGAGGUGUCAUAAAACUUCUUGUGGUUGUUUUUUUUUUUUUGAAAACGG